CCUUCGUUCCGGAAUCGCAUUUCGUGGUUUUAAAUGACCUAAAUAGUAUAUGCUCAACUCUCGGAUAGGCUGUCCCUCACCGUCUGCCUUCUGAGCCUUUCCUUUUAAUCCCGCGCCUCGAGCGCCACACCCCCUUUAUCACCAUGGACAUCCAGGAGACCCAGCGGCUCCUUUCGGAGUACCUCCAGGAGCUCGCAAACCUGUUUCACCGGGUCCCCGGCUCAGCGAUCUUCCUGCGAUACGUCAAGUCUAGUUAUCAAGAUGACCCUAUCCGAUCUGCUGUCGAAUUGUUCCUUUUCUUGUUCGCAGUUCGAUACUUGCUCGCCCCGAAGUACUCAACCAAGCCAGGCGUGGUCCAGCUGUCGGAGGACGAAAUCGAUGAUCUUGUGGAUGAAUGGACUCCGGAGCCGCUCGUGGCAAAACCGACUGCCCUGGAGCAGAUGGAGGUUGAUAAGAGGACUGUGAUUGUUGGUCCAGUUGGCCCCAAGUCGAAAUUAGCCAAUGGCCGAACCGUUGCCAACCUCGCCUCCUACAAUUUCUACAACUUCAACACAAACGAGUCCCUCAAAGAAAAAGCCAUCCAGACUCUCCGCAAUUAUGGUGUUGGUCCCUGCGGCCCUCGAGGUUUCUACGGUACUCAAGAUGUCCACAUGAAGACCGAAACCGACGUCGCGUCAUUCCUUGGCACUGCAUCUUGUAUCAUCUACGCGCAGGCCUUUUCCACCAUUUCGAGUGUCAUCCCGGCGUUUUCGAAGCGUGGUGAUAUUAUCGUUGCGGAUAAAGGGGUUAGCUUCGCCAUCCGGAAGGGCAUCCAGAUCUCGCGUAGUAUUGUCCGCUGGUAUGAGCACAACGACAUGGAAGACUUGGAAAGAGUUUUGGCCAAGGUGACGAAGGAACAAGCUCGGAAACCGCUUACGAGGCGAUUCAUCAUCACGGAAGGCAUCUUUGAAUCAUACGGCGACAUGACUGAUUUGCCCAGGAUUAUUGAUUUGAAACUCAAAUACAAAUUCCGUCUCAUCCUAGACGAGUCGUGGUCAUUCGGUGUCCUCGGAAGGACCGGCCGUGGUAUCACAGAACACCAGAAUGUCGACGCGGCAGAAGUCGAUAUGAUCGUGGGCUCGCUGGCCGGCCCAUUGGUCGCAGGAGGUGGUUUCUGUGCAGGCUCCGAGGAGAUCGUCCACCAUCAACGAAUCUCAGCCGCCGCAUACACCUUCUCUGCUGCACUGCCCGCCCUCCUGUCCACCACCGCCAGUGCCACGAUCAAUAUCCUUCAAAACAGCCCCGAAACAAUCUCACAGUUGCGGGAGCAUACGAAGGCCAUGUGGGCCCAGUUGGAUCCUCGGAGUGAGUGGGUGUAUUGCGUCAGUGCACCAGAGAAUCCGAUCUUGAUCUUGGCACUCAAGCCUGAAGUGGUCUCGACCAAACGACUUUCGGUUGAGGAUCAGCAGUUCUUGCUGCAAGAUGUAGUUGACGAGUGCCUUGCGAAUGGUGUCCUCAUUACUCGCCUAAAGACCCUUCAGGACAACUUCGAACCGAAGCAAGUUGUUGCACCGGGAUUGAAGGUGUGCGUAACGACGGGCUUGACGAAGAAAGAAAUCGAAAAAGCCGGCACCACAAUCCGUCAUGCAAUUACGAAGGUUCUGAGCAAAAAGAAAUAAUUCAUUGCAAUCGUCUGUCCAAGACUCUGCCCAUGAAUAUUGAUGCAUCCAUGACUUGUUCUCAUCACCCUAAUUACCUUCUUCUCCUUUGCAAGGUCUCUUUCCUGCGCUCUUUAUUUGUACAGCAAAAUCUUUGGUGGAUCCCUUAUUGUUGCAUGCUUGAUCCCCGAUUGUGCAUAUAUAAGUCUGGCUUAUUGGUGUUGGAACCUGCUGAAAGGCAGAAAUAAUUGUUUUCUCUUCCAUGUAUUUCUUAUUAAUAUACUGUCGCAGAU
Aspergillus steynii IBT 23096 is the source of this 1930-nucleotide messenger RNA. It is a transcript of the gene lcbA, whose product is annotated as serine C-palmitoyltransferase subunit lcbA. The transcript is spliced from 4 exons. The record is from RefSeq and is a predicted model, not a curated record. The coding region runs from base 144 to 1658 and encodes 504 amino acids. Gene Ontology annotation, biological process: sphingosine biosynthetic process; ceramide biosynthetic process. Lineage: Eukaryota; Fungi; Ascomycota; Eurotiomycetes; Eurotiales; Aspergillaceae. Gene Ontology annotation, cellular component: endoplasmic reticulum. Gene Ontology annotation, molecular function: serine C-palmitoyltransferase activity; pyridoxal phosphate binding.